This is a messenger RNA of Wickerhamiella sorbophila, 1464 nucleotides long. RefSeq lists its product as hypothetical. The coding region runs from base 1 to 1464 and encodes 487 amino acids. The record is from RefSeq and is a predicted model, not a curated record. The transcript has a single exon. Lineage: Eukaryota; Fungi; Ascomycota; Dipodascomycetes; Dipodascales; Trichomonascaceae.
AUGGCAAAAGCGGGACCUGUUCGGAAUCGUGGUACGCGUUCUAAACCCUAUGAGCGUGGACGGCAGGAUGGUACCGAGAAGCAACAGGGAUGGUCUAUUUUUGGACGCAUUCGUGAUUUUUUUCUCGGGAACAAUCCGCAGCCCGAGAAUGACGAUUCUGAUGAGGAUAUGGACGACGGAUACAGUCAAUCUAUGGGCAGAGUGCCGGCAAUCAUAGAUGAGGAACCCAGUCAAUUCGGUCGUCCUGAUCAAAGUAUCGGUCGGUUCCAAUCCGCAAACAAUAGCCUGGCCCUGACCCCUCGACGUCAAGGUCAGAGCUUACAGUCUCGGAUCAUGUCUACGCCGUUAAGGGAUCCUCAGAUGGUAGCAAAAGCUGUCCCCUCUGCAGAGCCCAGUAUUAUUUCUAGGCAGGGCACGCCCUUCAACACUGCCUCACCCAACGAUGCCCUGCGACAGUUCUUCAAGCAAAAGGGUGACCAGGAGCUCUCCAACAUGGAAGUUGUUGGUGUUUUGAGUCUUAUUGGCCAAGCAGUGUCGCGAAAUGAGAGUAUGAUUGAUUUCAGUACCAUCCAUCAACCCGAUGAUCCGAAUGCCUCCUACGAUAUGCCCAGUAAUAUCUUGUCCGGAGCACGCACAUCAACCCCUAACGUGUCAGUACCUGACCAGUACUCGUUUAGAUCCUCUCCUUCCACAUCUCGCACAUGGAACCGGUCACGCCGGGGCCUUUCUUCGGGCCCCAGAAUCAGUCGUUCGAAGCCUGCGACUCCUUACUCGAAGCCGGCUCCGUCUCCCCAGGUUCUUUCACCGUCAUCGAUGUCAAAUACAGCCUCUGCCUUGCUGGAAAUUCUGGAUGAGCCAAAUGCAUCUAGUUCAGGGCCCCUUAGUCCCAGGAAACGGAAGGACCCCGUCGAAGACUCGUACACCAAAUAUCGACCCAGCAGGUCCAGCGGACUUCGUAAUACUAUCCUGGCUUCUAAUGCAGAGCCGGUAAUUCCUACUGCGGAUUUAGGUGUUCCGAAAGUCGCUCCCAAAGCAGUUCCUGAUUUAUUCAAGCCCCUGGACCCCGAACCUAAAGCUUCACCUUUUCAAAUGCGACCGCUCGAGCCUGUAUCCGGGCCUGAGACCACGCCUAAGCCCAUCACCGACCCCGAACCAAAGCCUCACUUUAAUUUUGGUGCUGCUAAACCUGCUUUCACACCUCAGCCUCGCGAGCACGUGGCUGAAUCCAAAUCGACUCAGGUUCAAUUCGCCGACCCCAAGGAUGAAGUUAUUGAUUUGGUCGAUGAUGAGUCCGCACCAGAGCCUGUUUCAAAACCUUCUACAACUCUGGCAACAAGUGCAGUCUCCACUGACACAAUCCCCGAUUUUGUUUUCGACCCCAUCCCCGAAGAAGGAGAACCUAUGGACUUGACGCCUGCUGAGCAGGCACAAGUUCGUGAGCUGGAAACCUCAUUUACAUUUUAG